UCCAAACCCUAGGAGCAAAACACAAACCAAGGUCCUCAUCGGGUCCGGGUGCACUUUAGACUCGGUGGGAACGCAGAGCUGCGGGAAAUUUCAGGAAAUUACAGACAUGAAUCAUCCAGAAAGGCUCCAAUACAGACAACAAGAGCCAGCUAACAAGAGCCAGCAGCAGGGGAGGGAGUCAGAACUGGACUCUGGAUCCUCAGAACUGAGAAUUCUCCUCUUGGGGAAACAUGGUGCAGGGAAGAGCGCAACAGGAAAUAGCAUCCUGGGGAAGCAAGUGUUUGAGACCAAAUUCAGUGACUUUCCAGUAACCAAAACUUGCAAGAAAGAAAGUGGAACUGUGGGAAAGAGGAAAGUCGUGGUCAUUGAUACCCCUGAUCUUUUCUCCUCAAAGAUCUCUGCUGGAGACAGGGAACAAGAGGUCAGGCACUGCAUCACCCUCUGUUCCCCUGGCCCCCAUAUCCUGCUCUUGGUGACCCCUCUUGGCUAUCACACAGUGGACGAUCAAGAGAUAGUGAAGGGCAUUCAGGAGAUGUUUGGAGCUGAAGCCAUGAAGCACAUGUUACUUCUCUUCACAAGGAAAGAAGAUCUGGGAGAUGACUCACUUUCAGAAUAUGUUAAAGAAACUGAUAAUAAGUACCUCAAGGAACUGGUUCAGAAUUGUAGGGGUCGGUACUGUGCUUUCAACAAUAGAGUAUGUGGGGAAGAACAGGAUACUCAGAUUCAGGGUCUCCUUGAACAGAUUGAACUAUUAAUGAAGGAGAAAGGUCAGGGCUAUGCUGAAUUUCAUGUGAACAGAGAUGUCCUGAGUCUUAUCCUUGUAGGGAAAAGUGGGACUGGGAAGAGCUCAACUGGGAACACCAUCCUGGGGCGGCAUGAAUUUAAAGCCAAACUGUCAGCAAAAACAGUCACUGAGACCUGUCAGAACGGGUUCAGGACCUGGAAAGGGAAGAAUAUUGUAGUUGUUGAUACUCCAACCUUUGACCUUAACCUGGCUAGUGAAGAUGAUCUUUUUAAACAAGGGGAAGAAGCCUUUCGUAGCCUUUGCCUCUCUCCAGGAGUCAAAGUUUUCGUCCUGGUGAUUCAGCUGGGCCGAUUCACUCAAGAAGAUGAGAAGAGCGUUAGGGAACUAGAAAUCAUAUUUGGAGAAGAGAUCACUGAGUAUAUGAUUGUACUCUUCACCAGGAAAGAAGAUCUAGGUACUGGGACACUGGAGAAUUACAUCAAGGCUUCAGAUAGUCAAUUUCUUAAGAAGCUAAUUAAUCGGUGUGGAGAAAGAUUUUAUGCUUUUAACAACAAAGAAAGUGGUCUGGCCCAGGAAAAGCAGGUGAAUGAGCUUUUGGAAAUGGUGGAUAAACUGGUUCAGAGGCAUGGAGGCCAAGGCUACCCUUUUAGUGUUGAUCUUGAGACUUAUAUCAGCAGGAUUAAAGAUUCCCGGAAGAAAAGUUUGUUUGGCAUAAUAUGGGAUCGGAGACCCAAGAUAACUUUCCCUUUUCUAUAAUCCAAUUGGAUCUGGCUAUGCCUGAUGACCCAUAAAAGUAUGGAGUGACUCAGGACAUGUGGUGAGGGUAUUCUUCAGGACAGUCACUUAGAUGUAUGUAUUGGUUAAUUAUAGUGCCAGGGUGUGGCUAGAAGCAGAUUGUAAAUAGAGGGCAAGAAAUUGAGAAAAAGUUUUAAGGUAGCAGGAUGAAGGUCAAAACAAUGUUAUGAGUUGCAGUCUGGACAUACAUGAAAUUAUAAGUGGCAAGGCAGUAAUCACCGGAAAAGGACCCAUGCGUCAGAAAGCAGACCAAGGAGGGAGCAACCCAAAGUCCAGGGAGCCAAUCAAGAAGGAAGAGCUAGACAGGGGUUUUCAGGGCAAGGGAAAGUGAGCAGAGGGACAGAUCUAUAAUGAAGAAAUACUUUGAUUUUAAAUGCUAUGUUUUUUCUUCAAGUGGAGACCUGUUCUAUGGGGGUUGGAAAUCAUUACACCAUGGCUGGCCAAGAAGAUCAUGGGGAACAUAGUCAUUGUGGCUGUUGUUGUUGUUGUUGUUGUUUGUCCUUCAACCUCAAAAAGGUCUGUGACAUCUGGGUGAUAUCAUGACUUGCACUGAAUUGGAUCUAAGUGAGGGAGGGCUGUGCAAGGUCACCAACCACACUCUCUCCUCCAGAGCCAUCUGGGUCCAGUGGAAAGAUAUAUAUCAGGAUGACAGGAGA
Dromiciops gliroides (monito del monte) is the source of this 2196-nucleotide messenger RNA. RefSeq names its product GTPase, IMAP family member 8 (gene GIMAP8). NCBI's taxonomy places the organism in Eukaryota, Metazoa, Chordata, Mammalia, Microbiotheria, Microbiotheriidae. Gene Ontology annotation, cellular component: endoplasmic reticulum. The transcript is spliced from 4 exons. The record is from RefSeq and is a predicted model, not a curated record. Bases 107 to 1501 code for a protein of 464 amino acids. Gene Ontology annotation, molecular function: GTP binding.